AUGCUAGAGACUCCGAGACAACUUCCACUGAGUACAAACAAAAUGAUAGGACAACCGAAUGAAAUCGAAAUUCUUCUGUUGGCUGUGCUGUUGGUCGUUGGUAUUUCAAGUGCUGUGAAGAUCGUACCUUUACUAAAAUCAAUCAAUAAUGACAGUACAAACUGUACAAGUGAUGCUUAUCGUAUAAAUAAGCAUGGUGCACAUGUUGUUGGCUUUGUCGCUCUAUACAGCAUGUUAAUUUUUCUGUUUGUUUCAUUUCAUCUUGGUCUUAUGAUUAAUCACCAACCAGUGCUGAAACAAUCACUAAACCUCAACAUGAAACCAUCGAAAGAAGUCCUUCGGUGGUGGCUUGCUGCGUUUUUACAUUUGGGGAUCUUUAUUCUUCUGAGUAGAAUUCUACAACUAUUCUCUACGGUUGAUUAUCCUGUUAUGAUUAUUAAUGGCAUAUAUUUAUGUUUUACAUGGAUUGUCGCUUUUCGGCUAACUGUUACAAUUGAAAUAGUGAACUUUGUGGAAGAAAUUCAGUUGGAUCCACGACCAACAGCAUCACCAUCAUUAUGCCAUUCUAUUCCUGAAUAA
This is a messenger RNA of Rotaria socialis, 579 nucleotides long. NCBI's taxonomy places the organism in Eukaryota, Metazoa, Rotifera, Eurotatoria, Philodinida, Philodinidae. The record is from the annotation of a GenBank genome assembly.